Phasianus colchicus (ring-necked pheasant) is the source of this 366-nucleotide messenger RNA. Its product is annotated as feather keratin 3-like. The record is from RefSeq and is a predicted model, not a curated record. NCBI's taxonomy places the organism in Eukaryota, Metazoa, Chordata, Aves, Galliformes, Phasianidae. Gene Ontology annotation, molecular function: structural constituent of cytoskeleton. Gene Ontology annotation, cellular component: intermediate filament.
AUGUCUUGCUACGACCUGUGCCCACCCAAAACCAGCGUUGCCGUGCCCCAGCCCAUCGCUGAGAGCUGCAACGAGCUGUGCGCGCGCCAGUGCCCCGACUCUUCGGCCUUCAUCCAGCCACCGCCCGUCGUCGUCACCUUCCCCGGCCCCAUCCUCAGCUCCUUCCCCCAGCAAGCCGUGGUGGGCUCCUCCGGAGCACCCGCCUUUGGGGGCUCCCUGGGGCUGGGGGGCCUCUACGGCGCCGGGGCCACUCAGGGCUCGGGCGGCCUCUGCACCUUUGGCAGACCCUAUGCUUCCCCUGCCUGCAGCCCCUGCGCCUUGCCCCGCUACAGCAGGAAGCUGUGGGACACCUGUGGGCCCUGCUAA